AUGACAAAUGAUCUGGGAAUAGCCUUUUACAUCACCAUUUGCUGCACAGUCUUCAUCAUAUCGAAGAUCGUUCUUAUGAUCCUUCUUUACAAGCGAUGGAAAAGAAAGGACGCCAUUUAUGAGCAAGGCUUCUCAAGUGGGAAGAUGAGCACAUUGAAAUUAACCAACAACGACAUCAUCGGCGCCGGUGGGUACGGAACCGUUUACAGGUUAAUGAUAAACGAAACCAUGGCCUUCGCUGUCAAAAGGCUUAACAGAGGAACUGCAGAUCGUUGUCAAAACAUGCGUCUUUCAAUGAGUAGUGAAAGGUGUAGCAACUUUAGUCAUCUCUCUUUUGAGCUUCUCCCAACAUCCAAGUCCUAUCUUUCUCUCAAACCCCACCGAUCUUCCGACUUCGCUUACUGCACUAUCCGAUCCGUUGUCAACUCCGCCGGAAAAACCGGCCUCAGUUUCCGUGAUUUCCGACUGCUACGCAACAUAGGUUCCGGCGACAUUGGGACUGUCUACCUCUGUCGGCUGGCUAACGUGGAUGAAAACUGUUUUUAUGCGAUGAAGGUGGUGGAUAAGGAAGCGUUGGCGAUGAAGAAAAAAGUGCAACGUGCUGAGAUGGAGAAGAAGAUCUUGAAGAUGCUGGAUCAUCCAUUUUUGCCUACUUUGUACGCUGAAUUUGAAGCUUCUAAUUUCUCAUGUAUAGUUAUGGAGUAUUGUUCAGGAGGUGAUUUGCAUUCUCUUAGACACAAACAACCUCGAAAAUGCUUCUCUUUGAACUCCGCAAGGUUUUAUGCAGCUGAGGUUCUGGUAGCUCUUGAGUACCUUCACAUGCUGGGUAUUAUUUACAGAGACCUAAAACCGGAAAACGUUUUAGUACGAUCAGACGGUCACAUCAUGCUCUCGGAUUUCGACCUUUCACUUUGCUCCGACGCUAUCCCAGCCGUUGAAUCACCGUCGUCUUCUCCGGACCCAAUGCCGCCACGGAAUCAGUCCGGCAACUGUCCCCAGCUAACCCGACUCUCCUGUCUCUUCCGUAGGAUCCUGCGGUCGAAGAAGAUCGAAACGCUCGCACCACCAAGCAAGCUGUUCUUCGUGGCGGAGCCUGUCGCUGCCCGAUCGGAAUCCUUCGUUGGGACCCACGAGUAUGUCUCACCGGAGGUCGCCUCCGGUGGGUCUCACGGCAAUGCGGUUGACUGGUGGGCUUUCGGUGUCUUCGUAUACGAGAUGAUCUACGGGCUUACGCCUUUUGCGGCUCCAUCGAACGAGCUUACGCUGCGGAACAUCGUCGAAAGGCCUCUCGCUUUUCCAACCCAAUCGCCUUCCUCCCUCCUUGAACACCACGCGCGUGACCUCAUUUCCGCCUUGUUGAACAAGGACUCCAACGCUCGCUUGGGAUCCAAACGCGGUGCUGCCGAUAUCAAAACGCACCCUUUCUUUAAAUCGCUGAAUUUCCCACUCAUUCGGUCGGUGGCGCCGCCGGAGAUACCGAGGAUAAGGCGGCAAUCGACAUCGACGUGUAACCAGACAAAUAGCGAGGAACAAUCGACCGCGUUUGAUUACUUCUUCUGAGAAAGCUCAUCUGCAACGGCGUUGUUUGCGCCACGUAUUCUGUCUGCUGCUGUCAUACGUAGUUGCGUAAAUAUAACCAGAAAAGCAAUGAAUUACAGUUAUUAGGGGUUGAAGAGUCAACUUUUUCCCUUUUAUUAAUUCAAAGUCUGAGCAAAUCCUAUAUUAAUUACUUUGACUU
Messenger RNA from Hibiscus syriacus, 1738 nucleotides. Its product is annotated as protein kinase PINOID-like. Gene Ontology annotation, cellular component: cytoplasm; nucleus; plasma membrane. The transcript is spliced from 4 exons. Gene Ontology annotation, biological process: protein phosphorylation. Lineage: Eukaryota; Viridiplantae; Streptophyta; Magnoliopsida; Malvales; Malvaceae. Gene Ontology annotation, molecular function: ATP binding; protein serine/threonine kinase activity. The record is from RefSeq and is a predicted model, not a curated record. The coding region runs from base 1 to 1560 and encodes 519 amino acids.